AUGACUGCAUUGCAAGGUCCAUAUAGUGCCUAUCGAGGCAGUAUACCUAUGUAUCCAUGGUCACCUACUUCUUUCUUGAUUAAUGGACAUGGUAAAUUUGAUUGUCGUACGUUAAAUUGUUCUGAAAAACGUACUUGGCAAGAUUCUUGUGGUGUUACACAUCCUAUUCAAUGUUUACCACUUCGAUCACCCUUUUUUGGUCCUUAUAAUCCUAAUGCACAUUCUAUUGACGAAUUUUUGUGUUUACACGGAAAACAAAUACGUUUAAGAUUAAUCAAUGCUGUUAGUGGUAUUCCAUUUCGUUUUUGGAUUGAUCAACAUAAUCUUAUCAUUGUCGCUAGAGAUAGUAUUGAGAUCGUGCCCAUUACUGUUCCUUUUGUGCAUAUUACUAUUGAACAACGACUUGAUUUAACUAUUGAUUGUAAUCAAGAUCCGAUUGCAAAAUAUACGAUAUUUGCAGCUAGUCGAAAUAGCUAUCGACCUUUGGAAAAUACUACUGGACAGACAUCGGCUAUUUGGACAUGGGCAUUACUUGUUUAUUCAAAAUUUCAAGUUAAUAAACGUACAGGUCGUUUAACAGAAGUUCUGCGUCUGAGUCCGGAUAAUUCAUUUUUCGAAUAUGAAUUUCUAAAAUCAUUUAAACCUCGUUUUGCUCCAGCUGCCGUUCGUCGUGUUACACUUGCAUUCGAAACUGUUUGGAAUAAUCAUACUGCUAUUGAUGCUUUAGAAGAAUAG
Rotaria sordida is the source of this 735-nucleotide messenger RNA. NCBI's taxonomy places the organism in Eukaryota, Metazoa, Rotifera, Eurotatoria, Philodinida, Philodinidae. The record is from the annotation of a GenBank genome assembly.